This is a messenger RNA of Hibiscus syriacus, 3481 nucleotides long. RefSeq names its product protein SMAX1-LIKE 7-like. NCBI's taxonomy places the organism in Eukaryota, Viridiplantae, Streptophyta, Magnoliopsida, Malvales, Malvaceae. Bases 37 to 3297 code for a protein of 1086 amino acids. The transcript is spliced from 3 exons. The record is from RefSeq and is a predicted model, not a curated record. Gene Ontology annotation, molecular function: ATP hydrolysis activity; ATP binding.
AAAAGAAAAAAAGUUUUGUUUUUAUGAUAGCCGGCGAUGCCUACGCCGCUGAGUAUAGCGCGGCAAUGCUUAACGCCAGAGGCAGCUCACGCGUUAGACGAGGCGGUGAGAGUCGCACGACGGAGGGGACACGCGCAAACGACGUCGCUCCAUGCCAUUUCCGCUCUUCUUUCUCUCCCUUCAUCCCCACUACGUGACGCCUGCGCUCGUGCCCGUAACGCGGCUUUCUCCCCUCGCCUCCAAUUCAAAGCGUUGGAGCUUUGCCUUAGCGUGUCGCUGGACCGAGUCCCCUCGAGUCAACUCAGCAACGAUCCGCCCGUCUCCAACUCGCUAAUGGCCGCCGUAAAGCGGUCACAGGCGAAACAGCGAAGACAGCCCGAAAAUUUCUAUCUUUAUCGCGACAUGUCGCAGCAAAAUCCUUCCAAUAAUAUCUCAUGUGUCAAAGUGGAGCUCCAACACUUGAUUUUAUCCAUCCUCGAUGACCCAGUUGUUAGUCGGGUCUUCGGCGAGGCAUGUUUCCGGAGCUCAGAGAUCAAGCUGGCAUUCAUCCGCCCCCUCCCUAGUCUCUUAAGAUACUCCCGAUCACGUGCCUCACCGGUUUUUCUUUGCAAUCUUGAAAAUUCGGAAUCGGAUCAUGGAAACACCCGGAUCCCAGUACAUCGGGGCUUCAGUUUCUCGUUCCCGGGUUUUGCAUCGUUUUAUGAAGGAGAAGAAAACUGUAGGAGAAUAGGAGAAGUUUUGGCGCGAAGGAGGAAUCCGCUACUCGUUGGUGUAUGCGCAAACGAUGCAAUCGCGAAUUUCACGGAAUCAUUGGAGGAAAAAAAGGAUGGAUUUUUGUCCAAAGAAAUCCGGGGGUUAAACAUAAUUAGCAUCGGAAAAUUUAUGUUGAAGUGCAUUAAUGAAGGUUUUGAUAAAGGGAAGAUGGAUUCAAAAUUCGAAGAAAUGGGUCGGGAAAUGGAAGGAUCCGGAUCUGGGGUGGUGGUGAAGUAUGGGGAUUUGGAAAAUUUUGUCAGUGGAAAAGAUGAAGACAAGAACGACGGCGUUAGUUAUGCGGUUGGACAGUUAACGAGGUUAUUACAAGUGUAUGGAGGUAAAAUCUGGUUGUUGGGAGCUGCAACCAGUUACCAGACAUAUUUGAAAUUCUUAAGCAGGUUUCCUUCAGUUGAAAAAGUUUGGGAUUUGCAGAUUUUGCCUAUCACUUGUGUUAAGAAUUCACUGGCUCAGUCUUACCCCAAGUCCAGCUUGACGGAGUCGUUUGUUCCAUUUGGUGGGUUCUUUGCUACACCAUCCGAGUCAAAGGGGUCCUUAAGCAGCUCAUAUCGACAUGUACCCCGCUGUCAUCUAUGCGACGAGAGGUGUGCACGAGAAGUGAUGGCGAUUUCAAAGGGAGGAUUCAGUGUUUCCGUGGCAGAUCAGUGUCGAUCUACUUUGCCUUCUUGGUUGCAGAUGACAGAGGUUGGAGACUUGAAGGCCAAAGAUGGGCAGUUAUUAAACACCAUGGUAGCAGGAUUGCAAAGCAAGUGGGACAAUAUUUGCCAGCGCCUUCAUCUCACUCAUCCAGGCCCCCACUCAAACACUUAUAGAGAAAAUCCUCCAUUACCAACUGUUCCGGGCUUUCGCUUCAUCCAAUACAAGAAGGAAAUUGCUUGUGGUCAUAGUAGCGGCAAUAGAAAUGCAGCCUAUGGUGAAAAUAAUCUCAUAAAUUUAACUUCCUCUGUAGUAUCCAGGACUGAAAAUGGAACUUUCCUGCCCAAACUAGGGGGGAAACCUUCAAAAGGAGGUGUUUUCAAAGCAACUGAACCCGUAUCUCCUUACUGUUUUUCCAAUUCAAGCGUGGGUGAUGCUAGUCAAGCAUCACCUACAUCUCUGACUUCUGUGACAACUGAUUUGGGGUUGGGUUUAUGCUCGAUUUCCCCAAGCAAGACCUCGAUGAAACCUUCAAAUCGAAACCAUCCAGAUUUACUUCCUGCAAAUGUUGAUGCUAUUAAUGGGACUGUCUCUAGCCAUCCAUCUCAGUCCUCAUCCUCUUCCUCUCCUGACUUUGGUGGAAAGCUUAACGUAAGCAAUUUCAAGAAGCUUUUUGAAGCUGUCAUCGAAAAAGUUGGAUGGCAACCUGAAGCUGUAAGUGUUAUAUGCCAAACAGUUGCCAGUGGCCGUGCACCAAACCAAACAUGUCACAGAGCCAGUCGAAGAGGUGAUAUAUGGUUGAAUUUCUCUGGACCUGAUAGAUGUAGCAAAAAGAAAAUUGCUGUUACCCUUGCAGACAUAAUAUAUGGAACCAGAGAAAAUUUCAUCUGUGUGGAUCUAAGUUCCCAAGAUGGGGUGGUGACGGGCAUGCAGUUUCGCUUCAGUUCCCGGGAAGUGAAUUAUGAUUCAAGGUUCCGAGGGAAGACUGUGGUUGACUAUAUUGCCGAUGAGUUGAGCAAGAAGCCCUUGUCUGUUGUCUUCCUUGAAAAUGUAGAUCGAGCUGAUAUUCAGGUUCAGAGCUGCUUGUCCCAAGCUAUCCGAACUGGCAAGUUUUCAGACUCGCAUGGAAGAGAAGUUGGCAUCAGCAAUGCGAUAUUCGUGACAACUUCAACAUUAACCAAGGGAAGUCAAGUUGUUUGUUAUAAACAACAAACAUCUAACUAUUCUGAAGAGAAAAUAUUGAGAGCCAAGGGUAGGCCACUGCAGCUAGUGAUCAAGUAUGAUGACAACAUAAUUACAAAAACAAAUAGCAUCUCUAAGCAGGGGCUGUUGAAUAAAAGAAAGCUGAUCGGUUCCCAUGAAACUCUGGAGCAGCAUGAGAUGAUGGAAAUUACCAAGCGGGCUAACCGAACAUUGUCUUUGAAUCUAGAUUUGAACAUUCCGGCUGAAGUAAGUGUAUUGCAGGAAACUGAUGAAGCAACUGUUGACAAUGACUGUGUCGAUGAGAGCCCCAUGCAUUGGUUGCAGGAUUUCUUUGAUCAAUCUAUCAAGAACGUGGUAUUCAAGUCAUUUGAUUUUGAUGCACUUGCGGGGGAAGUACGUGACAACUUAAACCAGAGUUUCCACAAGUCGAUAGGAGCAGAGUGUUCGUUAGAGAUAGAGUCGGAAGCUAUGGAACAACUAGUAGCAGUUGCAUAUUUAUCCGAUGAGAAAAGGCUGUUGAAGGAUUGGGUGGAACAAGUUCUUAGCAAGGGAUUUGCUGAAGUAGAGAAAAAGCGCAACCUCAACGCUCACACUGUGGUGAAACUUGUCCCCUAUGAGGGCUUCCCUUCUGAGGAGCAAACACUAGGACUAAGUGUUUGUGCUCCCCCAAGAAUUAUUCUCAAUUAAUAUAAGCAUGUUUAGCUUCAUAAUCCCAUGAUUUUUGGGGCACCUUCCAGUUCCAGGUAGAUAGGUCGUGUAUAAUCAAAUCUGCAGUGAAGUGUUGGUGAAAAAGACCCUUUUUUUUCAGUUUUUUGCUUGGUUUGAUUGCCUAUGGGUGUUUUUGAUAUUGAAUGAAGUAAUCAUUUUCUUA